GUUUUUACCUCUCCUAUGAACUUCCCCCGGGAUCUGUGGAACCUGGUAUGGCCUGCCAUAUAAUAUUUCAUAGGGACUGAUGUUGUCCCUUUGCCUUGGCUGUAUGCAGACUCUCAGCAAGGCUAUGGGCAGGGCUUGAACCCAUGUCAUGGAUGUCUCUUGACAAAUCUUGCCCAUCUGGGUUUUGAGGGUCCCGUUCAUGCGUUCAACUUUGCCACUGGCCUGGGGCCUGUAUGGUGUGUGCAGGUCCCAGGUAAGUCCCAAAAUCCUGCUAACUUCCCCAACCACUGUUGCUACAAAAUGUGGUCCCCUAUCUGAUGACAUUCCCAAAGGAACCCCAAAUCUUGGUAUUAUAUGGUUGAGCAAAGCUUUCACUCCUUCUUUUGCUGUGUUGGUGCGACAGGGGAAAGCCUCAGGCCAUCCACUGAAGGUGUCAGCCAGUACCAGUAUAUACCUGCAUCCCUCUUUGUGUGGCAUCUCAGCAAAAUCUAUUUGCCAGUAAUCUCCCGGGAGCUCUCCUGUCUUUGUCACUCCUAACACAACUCUCUUGCUUGUGUCAGGGUUGUUUUUACCGCAGGUUUCACACUUGUUUGUUACAGAUUGUACAAUAUCAGUCAUUCCUCUCCCUAUCACUACUUUCCUUAAAUGUUUUAAAAGAUUUUCUGUUCCCCAGUGGGUACUUUCAUGCUCUCAUUGGGCUAUUUCCCGAAGGAUCGGGGUGGAACUACAACUUGUCCUACUGGGGUAACAGCCCACUCACCUUCUUUGAUUUCAGCCUUAAGGAACUUAAUUAAUUUGUGAUCCCUCUGAUCAUAUUUUGGGGUAAAUGAUGACAAAUCUAUCUCUUUCUGUGGUACCACUGCAAACCCUCAGUGCAGCACAGCUCAGUAAGCCUGGUGCUGGGAUAACCCUGGAACCCUCAGAGGAGGACAAGGCCCACACCAAAAAGAGCCUGUUGGAGUGUUGGCCUGGAUUUGGGAGGAGCCAAGUCGCCUGGAGCAGUGAGGUUUUUCCUGUCAGAAAUCCAUGCUGGGGAUGUUUUCCCUGGCUGUCCCAAGGGGAAGGAACAACUCUGGAGUUUUUGCAGCCACAGGCUGGGGAGGCAUCCCCUGAAAACCGGUUCAGGCUCGUUCAUCUGACUCUGCCCCCGACCUGUGGCUUCCAGGGAGCCUUCUGGUCUUGUGGAUAUUCCCAGGAAAGGAUAUUCCAGCACCUGCUUUUUAAGCCAGGAAUUCCAAGCCCAGAGCUUUCUAGGCCUCAUUUGAGGAUAAUUCCAAGAAUUUGGAAGUCGUUGGAAAAGAGUGAGGAAAGAAGGAUGAGGAAGCCAGGCCUGCUGAGGAGGAAGAUGAGGAAGUGUGUGAGGAUGGAGACAGCGGCCACCAAAGGCUGGGGAAGGCACAGAUCCAGAUGCUGGGAUUGCCUCUGGGCACAUGUGCUGAGCUCUCCCUGCAGGGAACUGUCAGGCCUUAACAGCUGUGAGGUUGUGUUCUUCUCAGUGGGGAACUGGAAAGAAUUAUUAAUUAAUUAAUUAAUUGCAGAAAUGUUUUCUGAACCUUUCCCCUUUCCUGGUAGAUCUUCUCUUUCUGCCUCUGAAUUUACAGCUGUUCCCUGGUGUCAUUGGCCCUGCCUGAAUUCCUUGCAGCUCCUCACUGGGAAAACCUGGGAUAACUUCAAGGGGACAGAGGAGACAUUUUCAGCUGAAAACCUGGGGUGACUGAGAGGGGACACAAGAAUUGUUUGUGUAGGAAAAUGGGAGGGAAUGUCGAGGGGAGCGAGGUGGCAUUUUUGAGGGAAAAGCUUGAGGUGAUGUUUAGGGGAGAGAACAUUUUUGGGGCAGAAAAGAGUUAAUAUUGUACAGGAAGGAAACUUUGGGGGGUGAAACUUGAUGUAACCUGUAGGAGACAGAAUGAAUAUUUUGGUGUAAAAAUGAGGUACUCAGUAGUAGACAAAUAAGGAAAAUUUUGGAGGCAAAACUUGACAAAAUCUCAAGAGUAGAGAAUGAACACUUGGAGGGAAAAAUGAGGUGAUGAGUACUGAGCAUGUGGGGAAAAUUUGGGGGCUAAAUCUGAGCUAAUCUCUAGGGGAGAGCAUGAACACACUGAGGUAACAUGAGGGAAUCAGUUGUGGGCAGAUAGGGAAACUUGUGUAAAAAUAAUAUUAAAUAAGCUGUAGAAAGAACAUUUUGAGGUAAAAAUGAGGUAAGCAGUAGUAGACAGAUGGAAAACUUUGGGGGUAAAUCUUGAUAGAAGCUACAUGGUAGAAAGGAAAUAAAUAUUGAAGGAA
This is a messenger RNA of Corvus hawaiiensis (hawaiian crow), 2283 nucleotides long. RefSeq lists its product as uncharacterized. The transcript has 5 exons. The record is from RefSeq and is a predicted model, not a curated record. Bases 827 to 1528 code for a protein of 233 amino acids. NCBI's taxonomy places the organism in Eukaryota, Metazoa, Chordata, Aves, Passeriformes, Corvidae.